Molecule: messenger RNA, 657 nt
Organism: Funneliformis mosseae
Lineage: Eukaryota; Fungi; Glomeromycota; Glomeromycetes; Glomerales; Glomeraceae
Source: the annotation of a GenBank genome assembly
AUGUCGUCAGUUAAUUUAUUUAUUACUGUGACACUUAAAUUAGAAGCAAUAAUUGUUGAAGUAGGAAGAGACGAAAACGGCGAUUUUAUUAUUUUCGAUAAAACCAUAUUUCACCCACAAGGAGGUGGUCAGCCUGAUGACAAAGGACAUUUUAAGUUAAAAAACAAACAAUUUGUUGUUAAGAAAUUGUGGGCUCCACGAAAUUUUAAUGAAGAGGAACCUUUUAAUAUGGAAGAACAAGUCAAUCAAAUGGUCUUGCAAGAAAUUGAUAUGAAACUUCGUAAAUUUUACGCUCACAUUCAUUCUGCUGGACAUUUAUUGUCAAAUGCAGUCAACAAUUUGUACCCUAAUAUCGAUGGUUGUAAUGGAAAUCAUUUUCCUGAAACAUCUUUUGUGAUUUUCGAAGGAAGUCCUCUACCUGAACUUCAAGAAUUAAAGCAAAAAUUAAGUGAAAAAGUUAACGAGUUGGUAAAAAGUAAUCUUCCUGUUAAAAUUGUUUGGGAAUCUAAAUCCAAAACUAUUCAAUUUGGUAGUUUCAAAGCUUAUCCUUGUGGAGGAACUCAUGUUGCUAACACUUUAGAAAUUGGAGAAAUUACAAUUCGUAAACUUAAGAAGGAAAAAGGUGGAAAAUUGAAAGUUGGUUACGACAUCAAGUAA